AUGACUAGCAAGGCAGGUGGUAAAGAAAAUCCCGCUGAAGCGUCUAGAAAUGCUCAAAGGAAAGAAUCGAGCUCACGCUCAAAGAAAGCGGGACUUACUUUCCCAGUCGGACGUCUCCACCGUAAACUUCGUACAGGAAAAUUCAGAUUUCGAAUUGCAAGCGGUUCGCCAGUGUACUUAGCGGCCGUGUUGGAAUAUCUUGUCGCCGAAAUCGUAGAAUUGGCUGGAAACGCCGCUCGCGAUAAUAGCAGGUCUCGAAUCACUCCUCGCCAUCUCCAAUUGGCUAUUCGCAACGAUGAGGAAUUGAAUAAAUUGUUGGGAAACGUGACUAUCGCCCAAGGAGGCGUCUUGCCUAAUAUUCAUGCGUCCUUAUUGCCUAAGAAAAGCAAAAACAGGGAAAAUUCUGCUGCUUCGGGUUCAAGUACUGCAAAGAAAAAAACCGUAGUUCAUUCUUCCUCUGCUUCACGAAAUAAUCAAAAUAAUACCGAGGGCGAAGAACCGGAAGAUGAUCAAGCCGAAGACAAUGAAGAAGCAGGUGACCAAGAACAAGAUACGCCAAUGGAAGAAGAUAAUCUUUGA
Molecule: messenger RNA, 579 nt
Organism: Ambispora gerdemannii
Lineage: Eukaryota; Fungi; Glomeromycota; Glomeromycetes; Archaeosporales; Ambisporaceae
Source: the annotation of a GenBank genome assembly